AUGCAGGAAGCCACCGCCUCCUCCUCCGAUUUAGAAUGGGGCUCGACUUCAACACAGCAUGCAGAGUUCGAUACCGCACGCAUGAGCCUUCCUCUAAGCGAGCAUAGCAUCGAGCUGCUCGACUUCCUCCCAUGCGCACGAGACUCCUCCUCCUUUGACUCGGGCUCGGCUUCAAAUCAACGCAUAAACAGUAUUCUCCUUCUCUCUCGAAAGAGCCGCAGACUUUAUUCUUCCUUCUCUUCGCUUGCAACAACUUUUUCCUCUUCUUAUCCAUCUUCUUUGAGUCUUGUCAACUCAAACCUAAUAGCCGCCAAACCCAAUUCUUCUAACCCUAAGCACUCCGAACGAGUUGGCGAAGCCCUGGAUAUUGAAGAUAAGCAGACGGCCAAUCGAACAAUCCCUUGCCGCCACGUGUCGAUUCCCAUUUCGCUUAGUUCUCAGGCCGAGCUGGUUAUGCUGGAGAGCGAUUCCAAAGAAUCAUCGCAGAGGCAAAGAAGAAGAGCCGAUAAGAAGAGUUCAGUUGAUUUGAGCACCACCGCGACAAAGGAGAAAGCUGUUCAUGGCGGCGGUGGCGGCUUCUUCAGUGGCGGCAUCGCUUGGCGGAGCUGGUCUUCCGGCGGCGGGCUUUUUUGUUCCUGGAAUCCCCUCUUUCCUCCUCCUCCCGUACCGUCGCCGCUCUUUCGCCGCUCCCCUUCAAUUAUCCG
Messenger RNA from Phalaenopsis equestris, 704 nucleotides. RefSeq lists its product as uncharacterized. NCBI's taxonomy places the organism in Eukaryota, Viridiplantae, Streptophyta, Magnoliopsida, Asparagales, Orchidaceae. The record is from RefSeq and is a predicted model, not a curated record.